UUUUCGUUCCGUGAACUGCAAUGAACGUCAACGAAGAUUUAAAUUACGCCUUUGCGCUGAGUCGUCAAUGUUUACGGAUAUUAGGCGUAUGGCCAGAUCCAUUUACGCCUUUGAGUGAUUUUCACCGGCCAAGCAUAAGAUUCAUAAUUGUUACGUGUAUCCUGUGUCUUUACGUGAUCGUGCCGCAAUUAACGAAUAUGAUCCUUGCUUGGGGUAAUGUGGUUCGGAUGGUGGAAUACGUUGCCUCUGCGAACUUCAGCUUGAUGGCACUAUGCAAAUUAGUCGGUACUUGGUAUCACGGUGAAACGCUUCGAACGCUGAUGACAUCGGUCAUGACCGAUUGGAUGACGUCGAAGAACGAUCGAGAACGAAAUACAAUGUUAAAUACUGCGAGACGUGGCAGAACCUUAUCUCUUAGAUGUUACGUGGCCUCCACGUGCACAGUCACGUUUUACAUUUCUCUCAAUCUGCUGAAGUUCUAUCGAAAUAUGCACCAACCUCAACGGGCCCUCGUGUAUCGGUUUACCUAUCCUUACAACAUUCAAAAGAGUCCGAACUACGAAAUUACUUUUUUCACUCAACUUUCCGGCGGUACGUACUCGGCCCUCAUCAACUGUACCGUCGACAGUUUCGUCUCGUUACUCGUGCUGCACAUAAGCGCACAACUGAUAAAUCUACGAACGGCACUGAACGACCUAGUCGACAAACUAGCCAAAGGAUCUAUAUCCUCCUCGACAUUUAAGGAAGGUUUAGCCGCGAUCACUGUCCGUCACGAACAUCUCAUCAGGAACGCAAAGAUAGUUGACGACUGCUACAGCGCAGUGUUAUUUGUACACAUGUUUGCCGCUACUUUUCAACUGUGUUUUGAAAGCUUUCAAGUUUUCACGAUAGUAUCAAAUCAUUUGGAUGUACCUCUUGUUAAAGUGUGUUUUCUCUCGUUUUACGUCCUUCUUGUAUUGACACAUUUGUAUAUUUAUUGUUACUCAGCUGAAAGACUUUUAACGGAGAGCACCAGUAUGGCGUAUGGCGUGUAUGAAUGCAAGUGGUACGAUAUAUCACCGAAAGACGCGAAAAAUUUAAUGUUUAUGGCGUAUCGAUCUACAGUUCCACUUAGAUUGACGGCUGGAAAAUUUGGUGCUUUUUCAUUAGAAAUGUUCGGAACAACAGUGAAAACGUCAAUGGGAUACCUAUCUGCAUUGCUGACAAUGAUGGAUUAGAGUAUAAUGCUGGAAUGAUACUAAAUUAAUUGCGAUACUUGAUUACUACUUAUUUUCUAUAU
Messenger RNA from Temnothorax curvispinosus, 1279 nucleotides. RefSeq names its product odorant receptor 13a-like. Gene Ontology annotation, molecular function: odorant binding; olfactory receptor activity. The record is from RefSeq and is a predicted model, not a curated record. Gene Ontology annotation, cellular component: plasma membrane. Gene Ontology annotation, biological process: sensory perception of smell; detection of chemical stimulus involved in sensory perception of smell. The transcript has 7 exons. Lineage: Eukaryota; Metazoa; Arthropoda; Insecta; Hymenoptera; Formicidae. Bases 21 to 1217 code for a protein of 398 amino acids.